This is a messenger RNA of Cuscuta campestris, 581 nucleotides long. The record is from the annotation of a GenBank genome assembly. NCBI's taxonomy places the organism in Eukaryota, Viridiplantae, Streptophyta, Magnoliopsida, Solanales, Convolvulaceae.
GUGGCUAUAAGUGGGUGCGAUGGUUGGCUACGGUUUUUGGUGGCGUUUGAAAUGCCGGUUGUUGGGAUGCCUGCAUUUCGAACGGGGAUGGUUGGCCAGUUCGUCCUCGCCGAGUCGACUCACGGAUGGUGGAAGGACAAGGCGUCGGGGGCUAGUGCAGUCGGUUUUAGGUUGGCUCUAAGUGGGUGGGACGGUUGGCUACGGUUUUCUUCGGUCUUGCACGGCACUCAUCGACGCGACUGUCAUGGGCACCAGGCAUUCGCCGGUGGGCUGACUGCUGAGUUAAAAACUUGGCCUUUGGUCUGUUGGUGGGUUGUGCGGUGUGUAUGAAGUUUGCGAUGCGUAAUUGUGUGUGAGAUGUAUUUGGUUUUCAUGGUCAGGUUUGAUCCUUGCUGUAGCAGCGAAAACUUGCCGUGAAAGCCUUUUCAAUUUGGUGGGUUCCGCCUUUGUCUGAAAUGGUUUCCUUUGUUCUGUACCCUUUCGGUGGCAUCCUUACGUUCCAACUGCUGAGUUCUGUCGUGUGCCUGCUCGUGUGGGAACCAAAGGGUUGGCAUACGAUUGACGCCAUGGCACCGCUUGUG